Molecule: messenger RNA, 2045 nt
Organism: Daldinia decipiens
Lineage: Eukaryota; Fungi; Ascomycota; Sordariomycetes; Xylariales; Hypoxylaceae
Product: phosphoprotein phosphatase PPZ
Exons: 2
Coding region: 305-1963 (552 amino acids)
Cellular component (GO): nucleus; cytoplasm
Molecular function (GO): protein serine/threonine phosphatase activity
Source: RefSeq, a predicted model, not a curated record
CCUGCGAAAGACUGGCGCCCACUCUACGCCUUAGUUACAAAGACGGAGAACAAAACGGCUCCCACUUCUUCCGCCGCCCUCCUCCUCUCUGUCCUUGACCGACUAUUUCAUCCUCCCUAGCAGCGAGCUGGACAUUAGCGAAGAAUAUUAUCCGACCUGUCGCUGAUAUACGAUCGACAUAUCGGCGGGCGCCUGGGCUUCCUAUUCCUGCUUUCUGUUUCCACCUAAAUUAACAAUAAAAAUUUUCUGCAUCGCGAAGCUGGACUGAUACUCACUGAGCAUCGUCAACACUCGACACGAGACGAUGGGAAACCAAGCCUCCAAAGAGGGGGGGAGCGGCAAGGGCUCAGGCGCAUCCUCCGGAGACCGCGCCGAAAACUUGCAAUCGUAUCCCUCAUUUGGAAAAUCGGAGACCAAGGAUUCUACCCGUUCGUUUAAAAACCUCCGAUCAAAAAUUCCUGGUGGUGGGAAGACAGAUAGUCCACGAAGCUCGGCGAUUAUAUCCAAUGGAGAUUCUGUCGGGGACAAAUCGGACGCGGCCUCUGUAAAAUCUGCGCGGAGUAGCAAAUCGAGGACUGGACGUGCUGACUCAGUCGCUUCCCCAUCAUCCCCGCGAUCACCGGACGCAAGCAACUCCCACUUGGGUGACAACCAACCGCCUCCUUCUCCUGUCCAAUCUGCCUCCAUUAGAACUGGUCAUGGCGACAUACAUGCUGCCCAAGCUUGUGGUGAGGUGGACCACGUAUCCGAUCAACCGCCCACCGGGGUCGUGAACCCAAAUCCGCAUAUACAACAACAACCCGGAGCACCGAUCUUGGUGAAGAAGGAGAAUACUAUUAACCCUAUCAUAUCGGUGCCGGGAACACCCUCGAAGGAGGAUUCUCCUACCGGAGUUGCUAUGAGUGACAUCAAGGAUAUCGACCUUGAUGAUUUCAUCAAGCGGCUCUUAGACGCCGCGUACGCUGGGAAAGUAACGAAGAGUGUAUGUCUUAAGAAUGCCGAGAUUGUCGCCAUCUGCCAGAGGGCACGAGAAUGCCUUUUAUCCCAGCCUGCGCUGCUGGAGCUUGAUGCGCCGGUCAAGAUCGUUGGCGACGUUCACGGCCAGUAUACCGACCUGAUUCGAAUGUUCGAGAUGUGCGGGUUUCCGCCGAGUGCAAACUAUCUUUUCCUUGGGGACUACGUUGACAGGGGCAAGCAGUCCUUGGAGACGAUCUUACUUUUACUGUGCUACAAGCUAAAGUAUCCUGAGAAUUUCUUCCUCCUGAGGGGGAACCAUGAAUGUGCCAACGUUACAAGGGUCUACGGCUUUUACGACGAAUGCAAGCGAAGGUGCAACGUUAAGAUUUGGAAGACGUUCAUUGACUGUUUUAACACGCUUCCGAUCGCUGCCAUCGUUGCAGGAAAGAUAUUCUGUGUUCAUGGUGGGUUGUCUCCGGCCCUAAGCCAUAUGGACGAUAUCCGUAAUAUUGCUCGCCCAACCGACGUCCCUGAUUACGGUCUCCUUAACGACUUGCUAUGGUCCGAUCCCGCCGACAUGGAAGCAGACUGGGAGGCCAACGAGAGAGGUGUCAGCUACUGUUUUGGUAAGAGGGUUAUCACCGACUUUCUAGCAGCCCACGACUUUGAUCUCGUCUGCCGAGCGCACAUGGUUGUCGAAGACGGUUACGAAUUUUUUAAUGACAGAGUUUUAGUCACUGUCUUUAGCGCACCAAACUAUUGCGGCGAAUUCGAUAACUGGGGAGCUGUCAUGUCUGUGUCUGCGGAACUCUUAUGCAGCUUUGAACUUUUGAAGCCACUUGAUUCCUCUGCGCUCAAGAGCCAUAUUAAGAAAGGCCGAAACAAGCGCAACAACAUGUUGAACAGCCCGGUACGUGAUAAUCACCGCUUUAGUCCAUUUGCAAGAGUUUCCAUGACUAACAUUUUUCUUCAUCAGCCCGCUAGCGUAUAUCCCCAGAGCGUAUAAAACCUUCUCUGAAGGGCUUCUCAAGAGAAGGCCUUCGUGAAGUAAUCAUACCGACGAGUUCAUUUCUCAUGGAAACGAGUUG